Molecule: messenger RNA, 2214 nt
Organism: Sapajus apella (tufted capuchin)
Lineage: Eukaryota; Metazoa; Chordata; Mammalia; Primates; Cebidae
Gene: LIX1L
Product: limb and CNS expressed 1 like
Exons: 6
Coding region: 113-1126 (337 amino acids)
Biological process (GO): autophagosome maturation
Cellular component (GO): cytoplasm
Source: RefSeq, a predicted model, not a curated record
GGCUCGGCCCCGGCGCCGCCCUCAGUCCCCAGGCGCAAGCUGACUAGGGUGGUUGGGACCGUUAGCUCGCCAGGCUGGCAGGCUCCGGGGCGCUACUCCACUGGCGGCCGGGAUGGAGACGAUGCGAGCGCAGAGGCUGCAGCCUGGUGUGGGCACCAGCGGGAGGGGCACUCUCCGAGCGCUGCGGCCCGGAGUGACUGGGGCCGCGGCUGCCGCCGCCACACCCCCUGCGGGCCCCCCGCCUGCCCCGCCGCCUCCCGCACCGCCCCCGCCGCCGCUGCUCCUGUCUGGGGCCCCGGGACUGCCCCUGCCCCCCGGCGCUGCCGGGAGCCCGGCAGUGCUGCGAGAGGCCGUGGAGGCCGUGGUGAGGAGCUUCGCCAAGCACACGCAGGGCUAUGGCCGAGUGAAUGUGGUGGAGGCACUUCAGGAAUUCUGGCAGAUGAAGCAAUCCCGUGGGGCUGACUUGAAGAAUGGGGCUCUAGUGGUUUAUGAGAUGGUUCCCUCCAACAGCCCUCCUUAUGUCUGCUAUGUCACCCUGCCUGGGGGAAGUUGCUUUGGGAGUUUCCAGUUUUGCCCCACAAAAGCUGAGGCCCGGAGAAGUGCUGCAAAGAUUGCACUAAUGAAUUCUGUGUUUAAUGAACAUCCUUCCCGAAGAAUCACUGAUGAGUUCAUUGAGAAGAGUGUCUCUGAGGCCCUGGCAUCUUUCAAUGGCAACAGGGAGGAAGCUGACAACCCAAAUACAGGGAUUGGUGCCUUCCGAUUCAUGCUGGAAUCCAACAAGGGCAAAUCAAUGUUGGAGUUCCAGGAGCUAAUGACAGUUUUUCAACUGCUACACUGGAAUGGCAGCCUUAAGGCCAUGAGAGAAAGACAAUGCUCUCGGCAGGAGGUGUUGGCUCAUUAUUCACACCGGGCCCUGGAUGAUGAUAUUCGCCACCAAAUGGCCUUGGACUGGGUGAGCCGGGAGCAGAGUGUGCCAGGGGCACUGUCUAGAGAGCUGGCCUCCACUGAGCGGGAGCUGGAUGAAGCUCGACUGGCAGGCAAGGAGCUGCGCUUCCACAAGGAGAAGAAAGAUAUUCUCAUGCUGGCUGCUGGGCAGUUGGGCAAUAUGCAUUCUUCCAACUGCUAGGCAUCCACCCGCAUACUCGCCAUCCUUUCCACAGCCUUUUUUGUAUGUCUCCUUUCUAAGAUUUAGGAUGAUUUUUUGUACAUACUUUCUCAAUUUUAUACUUAAAUAUAUAUAUAUAUAUAUAUAUAUAUAUAUGUAUGUAUAAAUUCUACACCUAGAUUCCUAUUUGCUAAGAGAUCCCUUUUCUUACUUCCAGUUUUUGGAUGCGGUUUUAUUUGCAACAUCUUUACUCCACUUUACAAGAAAGAGCAGGUUGUCUUUGAAGCUCUGUUAGCUCUUAAACUUCCAAAUUACCUCUGUAGUCAUUUCAGUAGCACUACAAGAUUAACUCAGUGUUCAUGUCUCCCUCUUUUCAAAUAUCAGGAUAAGGAUUAUGUGACCCAUCCUCACUGUCAUUCCUGCUUCCUCUUGGGCUCAAACAGGGUACAAGUAUGAAGAUACUGAACCUGCUUGGUAUCCCUUUCCUCCCACCAGUACCUUAUUCCUUCUCUGCCUCCAAAUGCCGCUUUGUUUUGAGGCUUCCCUACCUUAUUAUUCUGAAGGAAGAAGAGACCUUGCUUCUGAAACCAUUCCUAAGAAACUGCCCAGGGACAAGGUAAAUUACAAACAAUUCAUGGGAGUUUACUACCUAACUGCCUUCUAGGGCAUCUGUAUACCAUACUAGUAGUCUAGAUUUCUGGAUAUAUACUCUACAGUAAGAUGGGGGUUUUGUUUGAAACUGAUUAUCUUUCAGUAUUUCUUCUGCACAUCUCCCCUCCUCACCCAGCUUAGUUAAACCCUGUGUUUAGACCUUCCUGCCUGCAGAUAUUAGUAGAAGGUAAAACAUAUUUUCAUAUUUUCCUUCACCCAACAUUUUAUUUUCUGGAAGCGUUAUCAGUCCUAUUUGGAGGAUAUGUUCUCCAUAUUCCUGCUAAGUUGCUGCUGUUUACUACCUUAGAUUCUCAUUUGUUUUCUCUCUUUUCUUUCUUCUUCUUCUACAUUAACAUGAGUUCAUCAGAAAAAUUAAAUGAGACUUUAGUAUUUUGGCACUUCCUAAUUGAUACCUUGGGAGGCUGCAGUUAGGGAAAGAGAAUCAAUGAUCAGCUAUU